Molecule: messenger RNA, 1136 nt
Organism: Contarinia nasturtii (swede midge)
Lineage: Eukaryota; Metazoa; Arthropoda; Insecta; Diptera; Cecidomyiidae
Product: protein obstructor-E
Exons: 6
Coding region: 131-901 (256 amino acids)
Cellular component (GO): extracellular region
Molecular function (GO): chitin binding
Source: RefSeq, a predicted model, not a curated record
GUGGAGCCUUAGUUUAAGAAUACACACUGGACAGCUUAGUUGUAGGUUUUAACAUAAAAACGAAAAAAUCGAACCUCUUAAUUUGUAUCUCAUCGGCAAAGAAAUCACGUACCACAGUUUUGUUUCCAAAAUGAAUCGUUUUGUUAUUGUUCUAGUGCUCGCUUCGCUGGCUUUUACUAACGCGCAAAAAGGCAGCAACACUCAGUUCAUUUGUCCGAAUGACAAAAGUGGGCAAUACAAAGAUGCGGUGCAAUGUGACAAGUACUAUGAAUGUGACGAUGGCGUCGCAACAGAAAGACUGUGCCCAGACGGUUUAGUUUUCGACGAAACCAUUCGGCUAAAGAACAAAUGCGAUCAACCAUUCAAUGUUGAUUGUGAAGAUCGUACAGAACUUCAGCCACCAAAAGGAACCAACGAAAAAUGUCCACGCAAAAAUGGGUUCUUCGCCCAUCCAAAUCCAGGUGUUUGCAACGUUUUCUUUAACUGCAUUGAUGGUGAUGCCAUUGAAAUUAAAUGUACUGCUGGAUUACACUUUGAUGAAUACUCUGGCACUUGCGUUUGGCCAGAUUCAGCAAAUCGGGAAGGUUGCAAAUCAGAAGAAGAACUUGCUCUAGAAUUGAAUCAAGAUGACGAUGCUUUCCGUUGUCCAAGCCAAAGCACAAAAUCCAGCGAUUCCAAAGGCCAAGUUGUUGCUCACCCAAAAUACCCACAUGAAAGUGAUUGCCAAAAAUUCUAUGUAUGCUUAAAUGCAGUGGACAAACGUGCCCUGGGAUGCCCUGCCGGUCAAGUGUACAACGAUGCAACAGAAAUGUGUGAUGCACCAGAAAAUGUUCCUGGAUGUGAGGACUGGUACAAAGACGAAUCUGACGAAAUUAAACCAUCAAAGAAAUCAAGAAAGUAAACCACUUUAGAGGUGUUACAAACAAUCAAAGAUCACAUUGAUUGUUACAUUCAAUAGACUUAUUUCUCUUCGAUUGUAUUCAGUUUAAAUUUGCGUAAAAAUAACGAUAUUAGUUUCAAAUUUUCGUUUUUGUUUAUUUUGAAAGCAUACGACAAAAAAUAAUGAUGACAUAAAUGUUAACGUUUUAACAUCAAAAGACUUAAAUAUGUAAAAUUACAAACCUUUAAAUUAAUCA